Molecule: messenger RNA, 1448 nt
Organism: Heterocephalus glaber (naked mole-rat)
Lineage: Eukaryota; Metazoa; Chordata; Mammalia; Rodentia; Bathyergidae
Source: RefSeq, a predicted model, not a curated record
AUGGUGGGGCAGCCCCGAGUGCGGGCAGCCGCGGCGCAGGACACUACUCGCGAGGGGAGCAGCGCGCGGCUUCUCGCUUGGUGGCCGCUCCCCGGGAAGGUGGCGCCUACCUUCCCCGAGCGGGCGGGGCUUCAGCGCAACCCCGGCGAGGGCGGUGUCCGCGGGGCCCAACUGGUGAGGACGCGAAGCCAGGGCCGGACGCCGCCCCCGAGGACGGCCGGGGGACUCCAGAGGCCCUGCCCAGUCAGGGGCGCACGGGCCUCCGCGGCGAGCGCGCUGCCCCGCCCCCCACGCACCUGGGCCCUGGCGCGCUCCCUGGCAGAAGGCGCUCACCUGGUGCUGCGCUGCCGGAGCUCAGCGCGCUCCUCCUUUGGCAGACGCGAAGCUGGUUGCCCGGGCAGGUGUGGCCGAGAUAGGGUGUGGGGCCAUCUCUGUGCCCGGAUGGCUGGACAAUGCAAAGGAUGGAAAAUCAUGCUAGACCUCUAUCUCACAUGGGCUGACUCACACUCCGGCUGGGCUCGGGCCAGGGAACCCCCCUCAACAGCCCCCUGGGGCCACAGAGGAGGCCUGGCCUUGGCAAGGGACAGGAGAGGGUCCACGGUGACUCACAUGCUCUGCCUGCCCCUGAGUCAUCCUGGGAGAAUGUGCCUUGGAACCCCACCCACCUGGGCCCCUGGCAGCCUACUCCAACCUGGCCACCUUGCCCUGCCUGAGGGGACAGCCCCACCCCAUUGCCACCCCAGGGAGUCUUGCUCCACUGACUCCCUGCUGGGCCUUCCUAGAUGCAGUUGUACUUCUGCAAAAUAUUGAAACAACGCCUGACUUUCUUGACUAGCAGCUCCUCUAAGCCCCAGCUGCCCUGGUUCUGCCCCUAGGACCUAGCUAUGGACACGUCAACCUUCUUUUGGCUCAGCAGGAGGGGCCUCCUGGGCUCUGCCACAACCACAGGCUCUGGCCACCCAAGUUGCCCUCAGCCCAUUUGCAGACCCAGGCCUCAGUUUCAGGCAUCUCAUCUCUAACCCUAGGCCACCUCCAACACGGUCUGCUGCAUGUCCCUGGGCCUCUCACACCAGGUUGUGCAGGCUGCCCAGAGAGGAGGGCACCCUGGCAGGGCAGAUGGAGCUGGGUAGGGCCCGGCAGGCAGGGCCAGGCCUGGGAUCCCUGCAGGACAACGUGCCCAGCCCAGCCCAGUGCCCAUCCUCCCCUCCACACCCAGGCUGCUUCCUUUCCACUGCCUCUCCAGCCCUGCCCAGCUCCCACUGCCCAGACCUGCGGGGCUGCAUUCUAGGCCCAGGGCCAGGGUGUGACUGACCCUGGGCUGGCCCAGGUCAGCAGGUCAGGACCCCAUUCCCUCAAAAGCCUAGCGACCUAAGGGAUAGAUGGGAUGGGCCACGAGCGGCCAUCCACAACAUCAAAUCAGACUUUAGCUUGAAGCCAAGCCUGGUUUG